CCUCGUGAAUUUAUCAUUUACUUCACCUUUUCGAGAGCACAACUGGAGUACUUCGGGUGCAUAAUAUGGCAAAUAUUUGGUUACCUGCUUCAAAUACCUAUACUAAUGCAUAAGUUUUCGAUACCUAUAUUUAUACGUUUUAUAAUCCAUCCAAUUCGUAAAAAAUUUUCAUUUCGUUGCCAAACACGAGGCUAAGUAGCCUUCGAUUUUGCAUUUUCAACAAUAAUUAACUGAGAUAACAAAAAAAAGUAACUUACGCUGCCAAAUUUACUAAUUAAGAGAAUAACCGAGCUGACGAAUGAAUGAUUUACUUGAUUGAUUUCCUUAUCAAUUCUCAAUUCAUCAUUUCUCACGUUCUCACGCUAAACAUACGAGCACAUUAUUGAUGUGCGUUUUGUUCUUUGCUAAAGAAGUUCAAUUGCGCGUUAAUUUAAAUAUAACUACCCGCCUACUCAGUGGUGAAAAAUGUCGACGAAAUUUUCAUUUUUUGGUGUUUUAAUUUUGAUGAUGGGGGUUUACUCGGUUGUAGCUGAAGAAAUUGAGUUUUUACCGUGUUCACGUAACACGACUAUACUGCAGCAAUGUACUAUCAAUAAAGUGUAUGUAAAUCCUUGCCCCGAAGCUAGAGCAGCAGAACCUGAACCAUGUCAACUUCCGAAAGGAACUAAUUCUACUGUGGUCUUUGACUUCACACCGAAUUUCGAAUCCAAAUCGUUGUCUGCUCAAGCGUAUUCUGAAACCUUCCUGAUCGAUUUGCCUAUGCCUGGUCAGGAUACUAAUGCUUGCCAUUUUACCUCCUGUCCAACUGUACCAGGAAAAAAGCAAACGUUUGCUUAUACUCUUGAGAUCAAAGAUUACUAUCCAGAAGCUGAAUACACAUCAAAAUGGAAACUUUGGAACGAGAAUGAUGAAGUGUGCUGUUUCAAAACAAAAAUCAAAAUUGUUUCAGUGUAAUAUAUUUGCUAUGUAGAUUAUUUGAUCGGUAUACGUGAUCCCAAUGUAAUGUAAUGUAGCUAGUACCUACUAAAUACCUACUAGCACUACACCUAUAUCUACAUAUAAACUAUAGUGUAUGUACCUCUACCUACAGGGUGCGGCGUGGGAACGGAACGUGUUUUAAAUUGUAAUAACGCCAUCUAUAAAAAACGUAGGGAUGCAAUCUCGGAUCUCGUUGGGAAGAGGAAGAAUGCCGAAUUUUUUUGAUAUAUUCAUUUUAGUUGAAAGCUUUUCAGUCUUGAAUACAGAGAAUACAGAAUUUUAACGAAUAAUGUAAACAUUUUUUUGACGUACAUCACACUUCAGUGCGCUCUCUCUUGAAAGCCACUCAAUGUAUAAAUUUGGUGUGAAUGUACUGACUGAUAGCGCGAUUCUUCCUCUACAAAAUGAGCACCCAACGAAGUCGAUACGUUGAAAUGCGGCCGAUCUGCGGCUUUCUAAAGUUGAAAAAAACCGGUUUUCCUUUCUUUUUUUUCACUAGGGAUGGGUGACUUGCUCAAAACUUUCAAACUUUUAAAGCUCUCUGGAGGCCGAACGAAGCAUUCUAGGGAAAAAUGAGAUCAAAGAAAAUUGUAGAGAAUUAAAUUUCCAAUUGACAUAAUGUCAUUAGUUUUUUUCUAGGAGGCUUUGUUUUCGCUAUAUUUGCAAAAGAAAUUUAAAAUCAAAAAUUUUUUGUUCCUGAUUUUUAAUUUCUUUUGCAAAUAUAGCGAAAACAAAGCCUCCUAGAAAAAAACUAACGACAUUACGUCGAUUAGAAAUUUAAUCCUCUACAAUUUUCCUCGACCUCAUUUUUCCCUAGAAUGCUUCGUUCCGCCUCCAGAGAGCUUCAAAAGUUAAAUGCGCUACCCAAUUCUUGUGAAAAAAAGUAAAAAUCAGUUUUCCAAAAAAAGACAUGCUACUGAAAACACCCACUGCUCAACCAUCCACUCACCCAUGAUGGUUUGUAAAUAGGCCAAAAAAAUUCGGCUUUCUUCCUCUUUCCAACGAGACCCGAGAUUGCUUCCCUACGUUUCCAAUUGGUGGGGCGGUUACAGUUUGAAACACGUUCCGUUCCCGCGCCGCACCCUGUACUUGUACCUACCUAGACCUACCUACCUCCGUAAAUAUCACGGAUUAUGUACUUCGGCUAUGAUGUUGACAAUAAGUUCGGUUACCUAUAGUUUCCAUAUCAAUCAACUCAUCAAUAUCAGCAUCAGUAUUAUAGAUCAUUAAAUUUCACCUAUUGUACCAUGAAUUAUUAAGUACUCGUACGUAAGAAUAAAAUCUAAAAAAAGAGCUCAA
Messenger RNA from Planococcus citri (citrus mealybug), 2277 nucleotides. Its product is annotated as MD-2-related lipid-recognition protein-like. Gene Ontology annotation, biological process: sterol transport. The record is from RefSeq and is a predicted model, not a curated record. Lineage: Eukaryota; Metazoa; Arthropoda; Insecta; Hemiptera; Pseudococcidae. Gene Ontology annotation, molecular function: sterol binding. The transcript has 4 exons. Bases 466 to 954 code for a protein of 162 amino acids.